Messenger RNA from Coregonus sp. 'balchen', 11415 nucleotides. The record is from the annotation of a GenBank genome assembly. Lineage: Eukaryota; Metazoa; Chordata; Actinopteri; Salmoniformes; Salmonidae.
AUGGGGGAGAGAGCUGAGCUGGGUAUGGGGGAGAGCGCUGGGCUGGGUAUGGGGGAGAGCGCUGGGCUGGGUAUGGGGGAGAGCGCUGAGCUGGGUAUGGGGGAGAGCGCUGGGCUGGGUAUGGGGGAGAGCGCUGGGCUGGGUAUGGGGGAGAGCGCUGAGCUGGGUAUGGGGGAGAGAGCUGGGUUGGGGAUGGGGAGAGCGCGGGCUGGGUAUGGGGGAGAGAGCUGGGCUGGGUAUGGGGGAGAGCGCUGGGUAUGGGGGAGAGAGCUGAGCUGGGUAUGGGGGAGAGAGCUGGGUUGGGGAUGGGGAGAGCGCUGGGCUGGGUAUGGAGGAGAGAGCUGGGCUGGGUAUGGGGGGAGAGAGCUGGGCUGGGUAUGGGGGAGAGAGCUGGGCUGGAGAUGGGGGAGAGGGCUGGGCUGGGUAUGGGGGAGAGAGCUGGGCUGGAGAUGGGGGAGAGGGCUGGGCUGGGUAUGGGGGAGAGAGCUGGGUAUGGGGAGAGCUGGGGAUGGGAGGGGCUGGCUGGGUAUGGGGAGGGGAGCUGGGCUGGGUGGGGAGAGAGCUGGGCUGGAUGGGGAAGAGCUGGGGGGAGACUGGGGAUGGGGAGAGAGCUGGGGAGGGAGAGAGCUGGGGUGGGGGAGAGAGCUGGUGGGUAUGGGGGAGAGAGCUGGGAUGGGGAGAGAGUGGCUGGGGAUGGAGGAGAGAGCUGGGUGGGAUGGGGGAGAGAGCUGGGAUGGGGAGAGAGCUGGGGAUGGGGAGAGAGCUGGCUGGGUAUGGGGAGAGAGCUGGGCUGGGGUAUGGGGAGAGAGCUGGGUGGGGGGAGACUGAGCUGGGAUGGGGAGAGGCUGGCGGGGAUGGGGAGAGAGCUGGGCUGGAUGGGGAGAGAGCUGGGCUGGGAUGGGGGAGAGCUGCUGGGUAUGGGGAGAGAGCUGGCUGGGUAUGGGGGAGAGAGCUGGGUUAUGGAGGAGAGAGCUGGGGAUGGGGGAGAGAGCUGGGGAUGGGGGAGGGAGCUGGGCUGGGUAUGGGGGAGAGAGCUGGGCUGGGUAUGGGGGAGAGAGCUGGGGAUGGAGGAGAGAGCUGGGGAUGGGGGAGAGAGCUGGGUAUGGGGGAGAGAGCUGGGGAUGGGGGAGAGAGCUGGGUAUGGGGGAGAGAGCUGGCUCAUCGCUCUGCUCUGGUCAUGUGCUCCCUUGUUAUUGCUUCAGCAGUUGCUCUCCAUCAGAAAAUAUUAUGUCUGUUGAGUAGCUGUUGUGUGGGUUUGCUUUCCUUGCAUCUUGUAGCUGACUAAAAAUAGCUCUAAAAUCUAGUUGUUCAAGCGAUAUUGGCCUGAUUUUAAAUAUAUGACCUCUCAGAAUAAGACGCUUAUCUGAUCUGAUGUGUGCAUGUGUGUGUGAUGCCGUAUUCAUAUGGGAUGUGUGUUUAUGUGUGUGUGUAUUAGUACAUGUCUAUGUGUGUUUGUGUCUUUUAGCCACACAGAGGAAACCUGGGACACGCUAUGUGCCCCAUAGAGAGAAAGAGACAGAGAGAUCCAGUCUGGCUGGCUGACUAACUGUGUGUCUCACACCUCAGCUGUGUCAGCCCCACAAGGUCAGCCUGGGAGACACUCAUACUGGUUGGAGGCCAGGGGGUCAAAGUUCACACUACAGGAAACACUAACAGGGUCAUUAUGGGGUCAGACAGAUCUGUCAGCUUUAAUCUCUGAAACUCUUUAUUUAUCCAGAUGGAAUAGGUGUAAAUGGUGUGGCGGCAAGCAGGUGGAAGCAGGUGCUAACAGCUUCUCAGUCAGCUGAGAGCCUUGUAGAGGAGUCAGGCAGCGCAGACAGACAGGAGGAGGCAACGUGUUGGAAUGUCCUCUCCGUAAAGCUGACAUUACUCUACCAGUGGGUCAGUGGACAUCAAGUAGCUCAGUGUAUUAGUGCCUCAGAGAGACAGAUAACUGACUGGCUUGAUUCAAUACUCCAACACAGUCUACUGAUACAGAUACAGCAUUACACACACACACACACACACACACACACACAGACACAGACACAGACACACACACACACACACUGUACACACACAGAGAAGCAAACCCCCCAGAGAGAGAGAAAGGGGGGAGACAAGGCCACAGACUCUGAUAAAGAGAGCGAGCGCCCAGAGACCGCUGCUGUAUUUAAACUGCAUUACCACCACUGUAUCACUAAUUAAACCUAUGUUUUAAUUAGGAUUUGGACAGCCAGGAAAAGAGGAGGGAUAAUAAAAUGCAUUAAUCCAACAGAAUUCUGGAAAUGUACUUCAGGUUCCAUCUGUCCCUUUGUCACCCCCUGGAAGGUUACACAGGACCUUCUAUGUAUGAUGUUGUUUAUUAACUGUUUAUUGACUCUUUAUAAACCAUUUGUGUGUGUUAUUGUAUUUGUGGGUGCAUGUUGAGUAGCAGUGUCCUGUGGUCCGUCAGUGUAGUGAUGCUCUUCUCUCUAACACAGUUAGACAGCAAUGAUUAGCCUACUGUUUUAUGACUGUUUAGUGUUACAGCCAAAGUCACACCUCAUCCCCCUGACCACGUUUCUCCCUCUCUCUCUAUUGGCAGUGUAAAGGAACUUACAUUUACAUUGCCAAAACAAAUUCUAACAAUUUAUCUCUCAUCUUCUUCUUCCUCUCUCUCCCCCCCCCCCCCCCCCCCCCCUCUCUCUCUCUCUCUCUCUCUCUCUCUCUCUCUUUUAGCGGCAGAUGGAGUGCCAGUAAAGGAUGGGGAACAGGUAAGCCUGACAUUCAGGACUUUAACUAUCACUCUUUAUUCACACAGCUCAGCCACCCUGUGACUCCCAAUGGCUCCAGCAGUGGGGUGCUCACUAUUCCACGAAUGGGGAUCUUGAUCCAAGAUGGUGACCAACGACUAAAUUAGCUCUCUACUACUGAAGCCAUGAGUGCUACUGCGUCUGCUUGUAGAGUAACUAGCUAGCGCACAUGUUGCUGUUGGUUUGAUAACUUCCACUACACUCAAAAUGGCGGCUGUAGCUGGAAGGAGGACCAACCUAUGUGGUUGGCUCGUUGCUGUUGCUAUGACGUCUGCUGCUUCUCUGUCACGGCUCAGUGCUGGCUCACUGUAGAGCAGUAGGAGCAUCACCCACCUCUACUCCUCUCACUCCAUCCCUCACUCCUCUCCUCUCAGAUCCUUUCCACUCCACUUCUCCUUUCAAGUCCUCUCUUCUCUCCUCUCCUUCCUUUGAGAUACUGUUUCUAAAAUGAUCUUCAGCACUUCUUGGAUGAUUUUGUGGCAGGAGAAAGAGAACCAUUUAAAUUUAAACCUUAGAAAAAAACUAUUUAUUUAUCUUCCCACCGAAUGUACUGUACUGUGGAUCGAUUAUGAAUUUCUCCUGACAAACUUGCCCUUCAAAAAUGUAAUAAAAGAGAAGAGAGAAAGAGAGAGAGAGGAGAGAGACAGAGAGAGACAGACAGAGACAGAAAGAGAAGAGAGAGAGAGAGGAGAGAGACAGAGAGAGACAGACAGAGACAGAAAGAGAAGAGAGAGAGAGAGAGAGAGAGAGGAGAGAGACAGACAGAGACAGACAGAGAAGAGAGAGAGAGCGAGGAGAGAGACAGACAGAGACAGACAGAGAAGAGAGAGAGAGAGAGGAGAGAGACAGAGACAGACAGACAGAGACAGACAGAGAAGAGAGAGAGGAGAGAGACAGACAGACAGAGACAGAAAGAGAAGAGAGAGAGAGAGAGAGAGAGAGAGGAGAGAGACAGAGAGAGACAGACAGAGACAGAAAGAGAAGAGAGAGAGAGAGGAGAGAGACAGAGAGAGACAGACAGACAGAAAGAGAAGAGAGAGAUAGAGGAGAGAGACAGACAGAUAGACAGACAGAGACAGACAGAGACAGAGCGUAGCAGAUAGAGAGAACAUGAGAGCUAGGUUUUCUGGAGACUGAACACAUCUCUAAGGAGACAUGGCACCCGUAGCGUCCUGCUGGUUCUAAGGCCCCGGCUAUGGUAUUGUCAGGGACAAUCCAGCUGAUACAAGACUCAGAGGUGGUGUGACAGACGCUGGUGCUUAUCUAGACUGUCACCAUCCCCCUUCUGAUAGCCUCCUCCUCAGCCCUCUGUCUGUCUGUCUGUCUGUCUGUCUGUCUGUCUGUCUGCAGACACAGAUCUCACCAGAGAGGACACUGACACCGCUACCAUCAGCCAGCUUACAUCAGUCACAACACACACACAUACACACUCACACACGCAUGCAUGACGCACGUACACACGCACACACACACGCACGUACACACACACACCCACUGAUUGCAUGCACGCACUCACACACACACACACACAUAAAAACGUGUGCACGCAUUCACACAUACACACACACAUGCGCGACUACACGCUUGCACACAGACACUUCUGUAUCAGCCCCUCCCAACUGGCUUGGAUAGUGUUCAGUGUUUGGUGUGGCAGACGUAACCAGAGGAGGAAAUGAGAGGAGAGAGAGAAUCAUUGUCAUAACAUAUUCACUCUGCUAUACUAUGGAACUGAUCUGCCUUUUAACCCCUCCCUUCUCUCUGUCGCUCUGGGCUUUGUCUCCUCUCCUCCUCUUUCUGGUCUUUGCCUCCUCUCCUCUCUUUCUGGUCUUUGACUCCUCUCCUCCUCUCUUUCUGGUCUUUGACUCCUCUCCUCCUCUCAUUCUGGUCUUUGACUCCUCUCCUCCUCUCUUUCUGGUCUUUGACUCCUCUCCUCCUCUCAUUCUGGUCUUUGACUCCUCUCCUCCUCUCUUUCUGGUCUUUGACUCCUCUCCUCCUCUCUUUCUGGUCUGACUCCUCCUCCUCUCUUUCUGGUCUUUGACUCUUCUCCUCCUCUAUCUUUCUGGUCUAUGACUCUUCUCCUCCUCUAUCUUUCUGGUCUUUGACUCUUCUCCUCCUCUAUCUUUCUGGGCUUUGACUCUUCUCCUCCUCUAUCUUUCUGGUCUUUGACUCUUCUCCUCCUCUAUCUUUCUGGUCUAUGACUCUUCUCCUCCUCUAUCUUUCUGGUCUUUGACUCUUCUCCUCUAUCUUUCUGGUCUUUGACUCUUCUCCUUCUCUAUCUUUCUGGUCUAUGACUCUUCUCCUCCUCUAUCUUUCUGGGAAAACCCAAUAUUUGUCUCUCCGCCUUCUUCUUCCUCUUUCCCUCUCCUAUCCUUCUUUCCAAUUCUGCAUGUUGGUUCUACUACUCUACCCCUGUCACUAUCACUUCUCUCCUCCUCCUCUUUGUCUCCUCCCAUUUCCUCCAUGCACGUGGACGUCUUUCUCUCCUUCUCUCUUGUUCCUCCUCGCUUAUUCUUCCCUGCUCCUUCUUUCCCCAUCCCUCUCUCCUCCUAUUUUUCUCCUUCAGCAUGGAUGUUCAGAAUUUUCAUGGGAAGGAAUCAAUGUAAGUGUUGUGACAUCAUUCCUUCAUCUACCUUUAUUUCUCUAUCUAUUUGUUUUGAUUUAUUUGAUUUAACUCACCUUAGGUAACCUACUACUUCGUCCCCUCACUCCCCCUCCCAUCUAACUCUCUCUAUACCGUAUCGUUAACUCUCUCUCAAUGUAGUAGAGCACUGUGCACUGUAGUGACCACAACAAACAAUCAACCAGUGUGAAUGUGCACUAUGUUCUUAAUGAUUGCAGAUAAAAAACAACACUUCCCAUAAUGCACGUCAGCACUGUCAAGCAGGAAGUUGUUCCAACAACGACCAUGGGAAAUGUCAAUUUUUUGUCAAAUGAUGACAUUGUUGCUUUUUGACGCUGUAUUAACCCAAUAUCUACCUAACUUCUCCUCUCACCUCACUCUGAACUCUGUGUGCUUCUCUGGCAAACAUCUCUUCCUCCAUCUCUCUAUCAUCCUCUUCCCUCGUUCCUCUAGCUGUCUAUGGAAGACACCACGUCCAUCCUGCCUCGUCUGAAGAGGAACAAUUCCAAUAACUACGGGAUCGGUGCUCUAGCUAAGUCCUCACUGACAGGUGUGUCAGGUGUGUGUCUGUCCUGUAACUGGUAAACUGACCCCAUGUUGGCUCCCGCUUGGACAGGCGCUGGAGCCAACAUGGCCCCAGAGUGGGUUCCCCUGAUUCACUUCCUCUCUCCAUAAUGAUAAUCCUCGUCAAUGGCUGACCCCCAAGUCAUUGAUGGAAUAACACUUAAACCUAACGACAACCCUAUAGAAAAAAUACACUACCCACAAUACAUUGUUAUGUGGCUUGUUGAGUUAACAAGAGGUGAAUGGGAGGUGUAGUUGUUUGUCUGUUAUGUGGUUGUGAAGCAGCGUUGAACUACUCUAGUGUCUGUGUAAUGUGUCUACUGUCUCUGAGUGUAGUCUGAGUUUGUGUCUGUGUGUGACAGUGUGUAUAACUGUGUAAUGUGCAUUGUGCACUGCGCAGUGCAGUGCAGUUAGUAGUUUUGUACAGUUGUAAUGUGCAGUAAAGUGUAUUGGAAUGUAGUGAACUGCUAACUCAUCAAAUAUUGACUUGGACACAUGAAUUACUGAGCAAAGCCAUAAUGUAAACAGCAGACAGAAUACAGACCGUCAUGGCGGAACAUGAUUUCUAAAGUACAGUGUCUUCCGCAGUGUGCUAUAUGCAUCAGCUGAGGAUGGCUUAACAGACACUGCAGGGGGAGUGGGGUUUUUGCUUAUCCAGCGCAGGCAGCUUAGCAGAGGUGUAAAAGCUAUCAUAUCAACAAGCCAACCUCUCAUUACUCACUGCCCUCUGGCCAUCUCACCCCAAUUAACCCAUGAUGCACCUCUCCCAGAGCAGACAUAUCCGUUUCCUCCUCCCUGUCCUCCAUCAUCCGCCUCGGUUCCACGCGUCAUCUCAUCUACCUUACCAGCGUCACCUCCCUAUUCAGUUAGCCAUGAAUCUAAAGCAUGUUCAUUAAGCUGUUCGUUUAACUGCUCAUCCAGAGGCCCUUAUCAGCACCACCCUAAAUAGUGACAGGAUAAGACAGGCCUAAGUGUGGAAUAAUAACAUAUCUAAUCUCUUUCCUUCCCCCUCUCUCUCCAACCUGAUGCCUGUCUCCUAACUCCCCCAAACUCCACAUUCACCCCUUCUCUAAAUCCCUUAAUAUUCCUCCAACCCUCCCUUAAUCCACUUUCACCCUUCUAACCCUCCCCAAUACCCACAUCAAUCCCUACAUCCCUCUUCAUUUCUCUCCCCCCCCCCCCCCCCCCCCCAGGUGUGAAUCGCUCCAUGAAGGACAAGGUGACCAAGCCUACGUCCAUGGCCCAGGGCCGGAUGGCACACAUGAUCGAGUGGCAGAACUGGGACAUGUCUGUGGUGGGCCCGGGGGGCGUCUCCGUCCCACGCAAGUCCACGGCAGAGCAGGAGAUGGAGAGACGGUUGGAGAGCGACGCCUACAGCGACCUCAGCGACGGGGAGAAGGAGGCUCGCUUCGCCGCAGGUCAGAGGGGGGAGGGGAAUUUGUCACUGUGAGAGGUGACAGGAGCAAUAGGAGUGGUUGAUGCUGAUUUAUACAACCAGGGGUUUUUUCAGAGGAAACUCUCACAAAAUUAAGCCUUUGGGCAAAAGGGUUCUCAUGUGUUGAACCCUACAUCAUAACCAGACUGUUUAUAGGUCAGCUAAUUGGCAUGGCAUAACACCAGCCAAAUUGGUCAACAUUGGCCUAGGCAUAGCAGAACCAUAGAUAUUAAAUAGGCUGGAUAUUACAUCUUUCUAUAAAUAGCCAUAGGAAAGCACCAGCCAACUGAGCCGUUACAAUGACUGUGACUUACCCUCUGAACUCCAGGUAUCCUGCAGCAGUUUGCCAUCUCCCAGGCAACGCUCAUGGCCUGGACCUCCAUGGAUGGAGAGAGCCUGAGGUCAGGGUCCAACCAGGGCAGUGUGGCCCACCUUAGCGAAGUCAACCAGGAGAGCAUCACCAGCCGAGGUAAGGGACUACAAAUAUGGCCUCUAAACCAGCAUGUAUCAGCCGAGAUAAGGGACUACAAAUAUGGCCUUUAAACCAGCAUGUAUCAGCCGAGAUAAGAGACUACAAAUAUGACCUCUAAACAAGCAUGUAUCUGCCGAGGUAAGGGACUACAAAUAUGACCUCUAAAUGAGCAUUAGUCAGUCGAGGUAAGGGACUACCUUGACAAACUACAGUAGCACCAAUCAACUAGGGCAAAAAAGUUUAAGGGAUAGUUUAAGGAGCUAAAUAGGAUCCUGCACUGUGGAACCUUGUCUAAAAUUUGCAGCCAAACACGUUUUUGCAUAGGCUUGAGAUCAGGCAAAGCUGGAGUGUAGUGUGUGGGCUGUAAUAUGCGUCAUUUUGCUCAGUAACAAAGGCAUCUUAUUCCAUCUCAGCCUGGAGGGUUAACUCUGUACUCAUUUCAGGUUCGCAAACACAGCCUGGGGGAAUGCAAGACCAGGGAUUUCAAAUGUAUAAAUAGUACACUUGGCCAUUAUUAUUCCACAUCACUGUGUUGUCCGUUACAGUGCUCCUGUAUUUCUCCUUCUCAUGCAAAGAGGCGUUCAGACAUGGAGACGUGUUGAAAUCAUAAUGUGGUUUUCUCCCUGUGGUUUGUUAUUGUGAGAUAACAAAUGGCCUCAAGACUGUGUGAUGAUCAUUAGUUUAAUCACAACUUCAGUUAUUUAAUGUCAUUAUAUUGCCUGAAGUCAUAUAACCGUAGAAUGUUAGUGUCAAACGAUUUGGAUGUCGCUGGAUGUAUUUUUACACAGUUUUGAGUCAUCAUUAAAGUGAUGUAAUGUAAGGUUGCCGGCAUGAUGCUCGCUGACUCUUUGCACCAACAUAUCAACUCAGCACACCUUGAAGCGCUUUUGGCAGAUCAUAUAUACACCAUUCAGCUAUCUGAAACUUGUUAGGACAAUGUCCCAAAGACGUGUCUACGAAUAAGUGUGAUUUACCUAAUUAUUUUGUGUUUGACAGCCUUUUUAUAUAUAACGGCGAGCCAUAGCAUUGGCAACACACAAACUGAUAUAUUCCCCCAUUUAUUUUCCUCCUUCGCACAAAAUGGCCGCAAUACCUCAAAAGUUUUAAUGUUGUUAUCAGUCAGUGGGGGAUAUUAGUCGCCUUGUUCAUCCGUAAAAAAAAACAGAUUGGAAUUUGAGAUGGCAAAAACUACCACGACUCACCCUUAUUCAUAUCAGCCAUGUUAUUGGCUGAAUGAUAUGUCAUUUUAAUGCAGGGCAGACAGACUCCCCAAUGGCUAUACAGUCAUAAUGCUGAUAUAUUAGCCUACUCGGUGUAGCUACACUUGGGGUCUGUCUGGGGAUUGUUCAAGUAAAGUCAUUAGCUCAAGGAUACAUUUGGGUCUGAGAGGGUUGGAGUGUCCCUCAGGGAUAUCACAUGAUUCCUCUCGAGGGUUUCCUCUUUCUGAAAAAAGGCUGAUGUCAGAAUUGUAAAUUCUUUAGCAGUUUGAUGUGAGGUCCAAUGUAGGUCCCAUGAGGUCCAAUGUAGUGCAUCCGUCAAGGACAACCAACCGCUUAUCCCACCUCUUCACUCUUCUAUUUUCUCAUUCUUUUCAUCCUCUCAGACCAGAUAUUGCACCACUCCUCUGCAGACAUGUGGCCCAACACCUAUGUCGCCCAGGGUCUCUACUGCCUCUCCUCCUCCGACGCCUGGGAGCCAAUCAGCAACGAGCCCUCCGGAGUGGCCUCUCCUGCUGCUGGCUCCUAUGUGAUGCAGCAGGGCGGGACUUCCUGUGAUGGGUAUGAUGGGAACGCGUUGCUGCAGCAGCAACAGCAGCAGCAGUUCAACCUACAGCAGCAGAGUCAGCUCCAGCAGCUGCAGCAGCUGCAACAGAUACAGCACUACCAGCAACAGCAGCUCCUGUAUCAGCAACAACAGGUGAGGAAAAACAACAGUCUAAUAUGAGAGGAAAGCAAUAACAAUCCAUUUCCAUAGAUAGGCAAUAUUCAUUCAUGGCGUAGUCAGGCGUCUGACAUUUAGAUUUUUAAUGGGGUUUUCUCCUUUUUCUCUGGGGUAUUUUGAUCGAGACAAGAAUACUGAAUUCGGCCUUUGAUAUGGUAAUGUCGUCAGAGAUUCAGCACUACAUUAUUGUAUCUCUCUUCUUAGUACAACACAAUUACCCUGUCCCUUUCAAUCCAACAUUAUGCUUAAAGGAAGAAACAUCCCUUAACCACAGAUUUAGGAUCAUAUUUCCAGAGUCUUUACCAUUAGGGGGGAUAAACAAAUAUCUGAUCCUGUAUCAGUGGUUAGAGGGAACCUCUAUCUACAUACGGCUCCUCAUUGUCUCGUCCUUCUCUCCACAGUCUCUGGAGCAAAGGCUGCACAGCGCCAACCACUCGUUGCAAGCCACACCCAACAGCACCAUCCACAGCCUGGCCCCUGCCACCCACGCCCCAUUGGUGGACCUGUGGGGGGCGGGGCAGACGGAGUCCUAUCACGCGGAUAUUGGAGGGUACAACAUAGGCGUGGCAGCGGUGGUGGAGGCGGCUCUGAGUGUUCCGUCUGGGGACGAGGGGGCGGGGACAGAACACUCCCCUCUGCUGGAGCAGCAGGAGGAGGAGGAGCUGAAGGUGAGGUCAUAUCAGGUCACAGGGUCAUCAGGGCCUAGUUUUUCAAAAAUUAUCUGGAAUUUGCCUAUCGGAUAGGAUUGAUUAAAUGCAUAGAAAUAAAAUGAAUAGAAUGGGAGUCCCCAUUCAAGACAAUGAUUCGUCCAUUCUAUUAAUUAUAUUUCUAUGCAUUUAAUCCUAUCCGAUAGGCGGAAUCCAGAUAGAUGAUUUUUUGAAAAACUGGGCCCUGAGUUCAUAUCAGUGCAGAGAGGUACAUCCUUGACGCUUUAAUAAAUGACAGGGAGACAUUUCUAUCUGAACUCAUGAAUAAACCCAUGCUUUCUCCUCUCUGUGGUUAGAGAAUCAUGCAGUAUCUGUUAUAUUCUUAACAUUUCUAUCUGAAUGUUCUGUAUGUGUCACCCCCUGACCAAGCCCCCUGCUCUGUCCCCUGAACAGGACGAGGAGGUGACACUGUGCAUGGAGCCGGAGUCUGCCACUCUAACCCAGCCCACACAGCGAGACGAAGCCAUCGCCUCCGGGGGCAGUAGUCCGGGUCAACGUAGUCCGGGGCGCAGUAGUCCAGGGCGCAGUAGUCCGGGGCAACCACCAGCACAACAAAUCACAGAGCGGAAGGCCUCUGAUGUCAGCUGUGGAGGCAUCCAGAUGCUGGAGGAGAAGGAUGAGAAGCAGGGGUCUGCUGUUGCUGCCAUGGCAACCAACUGAUUGACAGAUCGUCCUGAGAGACGUGACAGGCGUCAGGAAUGACUGAUCCUAAUAAUGAAAUAUUUAUCAAUAAAUCUGUUCCUUUUCAGGUAUCAAACACAUUUUUGAUGGGAUAUAAACUCUUGUGACCACUGAAGAGGAGGAAUAUUUGGAAACUGACUUAUACAGUGACAACAGCUGGUCCAACGGAUAACCUUUUUUUUGGAAGCCUUACAUCCCCGAGAGAAGGAGGAGGGAGGAGU